This is a messenger RNA of Adineta steineri, 1377 nucleotides long. Lineage: Eukaryota; Metazoa; Rotifera; Eurotatoria; Adinetida; Adinetidae. The record is from the annotation of a GenBank genome assembly.
AUGGCAACAGCAAUGCAAAACGAUGAUAUCGCCAUCGAACAAUGGAAACUUCGUCGAACUGUUCAAUAUUUAUCAUCUUUACGUGGACGUGGUACAUCAUUAGUUACAAUAAUUAUUCCUGCUCAAUCACAAUUAUCACGAACAACGAAACUUCUUUCUGAUGAAUAUGCUCUUUCAUCAAAUAUUAGAUCUUCUCAAACACGAAAUAAUGUUCAACAAGCAUUAUCUUCUGCACAAGGACAACUUCGUAGAUAUACACAAAAUACAUUACCAGUGAAUGGUCUCGUUGUUUAUGCAGGUAUUGUUUACGAUGAAGAACAACAUCGUGAAACAAAAAUAUCUAUGUGUAUUGUACCAUUACAACCAUUACAACAUGGUUUAUAUCGAUGUGAAACACAUUUUAUAACUGAUUUUCUUCAAAAACAAAUCAUAGAUAACGUCAAUGAUUUCAAUGCACGUCGAUUUGGAGUUAUUGUCAUUGAUGGUAAUGGAACAUUAUUUGCACGGAUUGAUUCACAACAAGGUGCAACAAUUCUUAAACGUUUUCAAGUUAGUUUACCUAAGAAACAUGGCCGUGGUGGACAAUCAGCACUACGUUUUGAACGUUUACGUCGUGAAGCAAUUCAUAAUUAUUUAACUAAAGUUGCUGAAAAUGCUAAAUCAGUUUAUAUUAAUAAUCAGCAACAUGGUUUAUCUAAUGUUGACGGAUUCAUCAUAAGUGGUUCAGCUAAUUUAAAACAUGAACUUGUUAAAAGUGAAUUACUUGGAUUACAAAUACAAAAUAAAAUUCUUCGGCUUAUUGAUGUUAGUUAUGGUAGUGAUAAUGGUUUACAAGAAACAAUUCGUUUAUGUAAUGAUUUAUUUGCUGAUAUGAAAUUAACACAAGAAAGACAAUUACUUGAUGAUGUUUUUAAUCAAAUCAAUUUUUCAUCAACAACAAAUGAAACAAAUACUGUUUCGUAUACAGUAGGUGUCGAUGAAACAUCACUUAUUCUUAAUGAAGGUAGUAGUCUUAUUGAUCGUUUAAUUAUUUGGGAAGAUUUAACAACAAAACGUUAUGUAUAUGAAAAACGUGAUAAAGAAAAAAUUGUUAUUAUUGCUGAAAAUCAAGAUGAAGCACAAAAGAAAUUAAAAAUUAAUGAUAAUGAACAAAUUGAAUGUAUUGAUGAAAUGGUUUUUAUUGAUUAUUUAACUGAAAAUUAUAAAGAACUCAAUAUUCAUUUACAUAUUGUAACUGAUCGUUCACCUGAAGGACAACAAUUUCGACUCGGUUUUGGCGGAUGUAUUGCUAUGCUUCGAUAUCCUGUUACAACAACUCUUUUUGAUUCUCUCAAUAAUAAUAAUAAUAGUGAUAGCAUUGAUGAAUAUGACUAUUAA